UAAGCGGGGCCCGGCGGGGGCGCGGCCGCUCUUCUGCCUCUCCCGCGGCCAUCGGGGGCUGCAGGCAGGGGAAGCGACAGGUGAUGAAGCUUCUGGAAAAAAGACAAAAUGCAUCGAGGGAUGUUAUUCUUGACACCCCAGGGCAAAUGGAGGUAUUCGCAUGGUCAGCGUCAGGAACCAUCCUACCCGAGGCCUUGGCUUCCUCUUUUCCUUCGGUUGCUGUGUGUGUGCCGGACACCUCUGGCAGGACUAACCCUAUGGCUUUUCUGUCCAACGUGCUGUAUGCCUACAGUAUCCUGUACAAGACAAAGCUACCUUUCGUUGUAGUCAUGACGAAAACUGACAUAAUUGACCACAGUUUUGCAGUGGAAUGGAUGCAGGACUUUGAGAAUUCUCAGGAUGUCCUGAAUCAAGAGACCUCCUAU
This is a messenger RNA of Neopelma chrysocephalum (saffron-crested tyrant-manakin), 425 nucleotides long. RefSeq names its product GPN-loop GTPase 1-like. The annotation marks the transcript as partial. Lineage: Eukaryota; Metazoa; Chordata; Aves; Passeriformes; Pipridae. The transcript has 6 exons. The record is from RefSeq and is a predicted model, not a curated record. Gene Ontology annotation, molecular function: GTPase activity.